This is a messenger RNA of Miniopterus natalensis, 1465 nucleotides long. It is a transcript of the gene MEDAG, whose product is annotated as mesenteric estrogen dependent adipogenesis. NCBI's taxonomy places the organism in Eukaryota, Metazoa, Chordata, Mammalia, Chiroptera, Miniopteridae. Gene Ontology annotation, cellular component: cytoplasm. The record is from RefSeq and is a predicted model, not a curated record.
CAGCUCUGCCGCCUCGGCCGUUACAUCAAGAGAUAUGUGGAACUGACCAACUACUGCGAUUAUAAAGACUACAGGGAAACUAUACUGAGCAAACCGAUGCUGUUCUUUAUUAAUGUACAGACCAGAAAAGACACCUCAAAAGAAAGAACAUAUGCCUUUCUUGUGAACACAAGGCACCCCAAGAUAAGACGACAGAUAGAGCAAGGGAUGGACAUGGUCAUUUCCUCAGUGAUUGGAGAAAGCUACCGGCUCCAGUUUGAUUUUCAAGAGGCAGUAAAGCAUUUUUUUCCUCCGGGAAAUGAGGUGAUUAAUGGAGAAAAUUUGAGCUUCGCCUAUGAAUUCAAAGCCGAUGCGUUAUUCGAUUUCUUCUAUUGGUUUGGGCUCAGCAAUUCCACUGUAAAGGUGAAUGGAAAAGUUCUGAAUUUGUCAAGUACAAGACCAGAAAAGAAGGAGACAAUUAAAUUAUUUCUGGAAAAAAUGAGUGAACCGUUAAUUCGAAGGAGCAGCUUCUCUGACCGAAAAUUCAGUGUAACUUCUAGAGGUUCAGUAGAUGAAGUUUUUAACUUCAGUCUGUCACCCAGAUCAUCUUUGACGGAGCCUCUUUUGGCAGAAUUACCUUUUCCAAGUGUUCUGGAAUCAGAAGAGACACCUAACCAAUUUGUCUGAUCAGACUGAACAUCAGGUCCAGUCUAGUUCCUCCUAUACUCCAGGCCAACUGAAGGUUGAGGGGAGGAGGGAGGAGGUGGGAGGCAGGCCUUCCACCCUCUGGUCCAUCCCUCUGGUUUUCGGAGCUCUCCUCUCACAUUUCCGUGGGUGCCCCCCUGGCAGGCCCCAUUCAGCUGACUUCAGGAUGGGAAGACACUGUCCCCAUGGCCAGGUAUCUUCUCCUUUGAACACUUCUCCAAAGAGGCAGAGGGACCAGAGGGGUUCUGCCACCCUGAGUGCUUUGCAUAGGAUAUUGGCAUCCUAGGAGUUUCCCUGGCAGCCUCUGCAGGACCAGUCUGACUUGGGCAUUGACGAUGAUGCUUCAUAAAUCAGGGUUUGGCCCUCUGCUUGGGACACCCUUGUCUGAGCCUGAACUCAGCCAGCAGCGGGUUAGCUGUGCUGUUCUCUUGCAAACUUGCCUGGGCACCUUUCACUGGAAGGCAGUUAUGUUUCUCAUCCUGCUUUUAGGAGAACCAUUCCAGGUAAGGUUUGCUGGCAAUUAGCCAGGUUGGCAGGAUGGCAACCCUGCCACCUGCUACCUAAAAUGCCAGCUCUCUUGGUCUCCCUCUUAGCAAAGUGGCCUGUGUAGGAAGAGGCCAGGUGAUGUGCAACCAAACAGUGAUCAGGGAAGGAAAAUGAUUAUGACCAUGUCCUCUUUAUUGAAAGCACAUUAUGUCAGUUGGGUAUUGUUUUUACUUUUUUAUUGAAUUUAUGGGGGUGACAUUGGUUAAUAAAAUUAGAUAGAGGUUUCAGGUAUACA